Messenger RNA from Fusarium graminearum PH-1, 3012 nucleotides. RefSeq lists its product as uncharacterized. Gene Ontology annotation, molecular function: beta-galactosidase activity; carbohydrate binding. The record is from RefSeq and is a predicted model, not a curated record. NCBI's taxonomy places the organism in Eukaryota, Fungi, Ascomycota, Sordariomycetes, Hypocreales, Nectriaceae. The coding region runs from base 1 to 3012 and encodes 1003 amino acids. The transcript has 2 exons. Gene Ontology annotation, cellular component: beta-galactosidase complex. Gene Ontology annotation, biological process: lactose catabolic process.
AUGUCGGUUGGUGCAUUCCCAGGCGCUCUGCCCGACUGGACAAACCUCAACGUCCUCCAACGCAAUACUCUCCCUCCUAGAGCUCAUUUCUACUCUUACCCCGACCAAGAGUCAGCACUCUCCUUCAACCGGGACCAAAGCCUUUUUCACAGUCUUAAUGGGACAUGGAAAUUCCACUACGACCCAAGCCCUCUCGAUGCCCCAAUCUGGGAGACUGCCAACACCACUUCAUGGGAUGACAUUGAAGUCCCAGGUAUGUGGCAGCUCCAGGGCUAUGGGGCUCCUCACUACACCAAUAUCGACUACCCAUUCUCGGUGACGCCACCUAAUGUCUCCUACGUUAACCCAACUGGCUCUUACUGGCGUCAGUUUGAGGUUCCUGAGGAUUGGGAAGGCGACCAGAUCCGAUUGAGGUUUGAAGGUGUUGAUAGUGCGUUCCAUGUACGAGUAAAUGGUGAGGAUGUGGGCUACGCGCAAGGUAGUCGUAAUCCUCAUGAGUUCGACAUUACGGACUAUCUCUCUUCUGACAAGGCUAAUGAACUGGCCGUGCGCGUCUACCAGUGGUCUGAUGGGUCUUACAUCGAAGAUCAAGAUCAAUGGUGGCUCUCUGGUAUCUUUCGCGACGUUUAUCUCAUCCCGUUUUCUGAAUCCUCAAUCAUUGACUACCAAGUUGACUCUGAGCUGAGCGACUCUUUUGAUCAAGGCUCCAUCAAGGUCAAUGUCACCGUUCAAGGCCAAGAAGGCGAUUUAGCCAUUAACCUGCUCUCUGCAAAUGGUUCAACAAUUGACGAAUGGAAAGGAUCGUCGUCCGAGAUAUACAAGAAACAAAUCUCUGGCGACGACUUUCAUCUCUGGUCUGCCGAGACGCCUUACCUCUACACUCUACUCAUCACCUACAACGGCCGAACAAUAAGUCAAAAGGCUGGGCUUCGACGCGUUGAGAUGAAGGGUCCCAACUUUUACGUCAACGGAAAACCAAUCAUCAUUUACGGUGUCAAUAGACAUGAGCACCAUCAUCUCACGGGCCGCACAGUCAGCUACGAGAACAUGCGAAAAGAUCUUAUCCUUAUGAAGAAAUCCAACAUCAACGCCAUCCGUGCAGCUCAUCAGCCUCACCACCCUGACUUUUUCGAUGUGGCAGAUGAACUCGGGUUCUACAUCAUCGGCGAGGCCGAUCUUGAGUGUCAUGGUUUCAGGUCCUUUGAAGAUACUGAGGAAAAGGCAGCAGAGUGGUUGUCCAAUAACCCGGACUGGGAAGACGCAUAUAUCGACAGAGCCCGUCAGCUUGUUGAGCGAUACAAGAACCAUGCCUCCAUUAUCAUCUGGUCUCUUGGCAACGAGUGUUUCUAUGGUCAGAACCACGCUGCCAUGAGUAAGUGGAUUCGAGAGCGAGAUCCAAGUCGUAUUAUACACUAUGAGCAGGAUCAUGAGGCCAAAUCGACGGAUAUGUACAGUCAGAUGUAUACUACUCCUGACUAUGUCCGACAAUUCAUUAAGGACCACGGUGACAAGCCAGUUCUCCUUUGCGAGUUUGCUCAUGCUAUGGGUAACGGCCCCGGCGGUCUUGUGGAGUACAUUGACAUGUUCAGAACCGAGCCGCUUUCUCAAGGUGGUCUUGUCUGGGAAUGGAGUAACCAUGGAAUCCUCAAGGAAGAGGGCAAUGUCACUUACUAUGCCUAUGGUGGUGAUUUUGGCGACCAUCCUAAUGACGCAGACUUUAUCAUGGAUGGUUUGACUUUGUCCGACCACUCACCCAUGCCUUCUCUCAGAGAGUAUGCCAAAGUGAUUCAGCCAGUGUCAGUCUUGCUGGCAAAGAAUGGCAGUGCGAUAACCAUCACGAACCAUUACGACUUCCUGGAUCUGAGCCACCUUGAUGCUUCGUGGCACGUGGUUGCAGAUGGUGUCAAGACUGAUCCCCAGAGUCUUUCUUUGCCUCGUGUACCACCAGGCGAAAACAGAACUCUGGCUAUUCCAUCUGUCGAGAACAUAACUACAGGCGAUUGUUGGGUUACUUUGGAGUUCAAACUCAAAGAGGAUACCCUUUGGGCUACCGAGGGACAUCUUAUCGCUUGGGACCAACUUCACAUCGAGCGACCCGCUUCAGCAUCUAAGAACGCGGCGUCUCUCACCCGCCGUGCUAACACCUCCGAAUUUGAAAGAAAGGGCACAAGUCUUAGCUACAAGAAUGGAGACUCCUCCUUUGGGUUCGAUCUCCUCCAAGGCAAUGUCACAUGGACCAAAAAUGGUGUUGAUAUCUUCCAACGCGGCCCAGAGCUCUCCUUCUACCGCGCCCUGACACAGAACGAUGCUUCUGGAUCAGGCGAUGGCCCAAUGUGGGACCGAGCUAGAAUCCCAAUGAUAUACCCUCAAGUCAGAGACGUGACAUGGAAGACUGACGAAGACGGCGCGACCGUCCACUACAAAGUUUGGGUCGGCGUCAAGACACAAGCGUGGGGUAUCGAGGCAGACAUGAUCUACAAAAUCCCCUCCUCAGGUCCAGAGCUUCAGCUUCAAGCCAGCGGCGAAUUUAUCGGCAAGAACUCCUCUCAUACGAUUCCUCGCAUCGGUCUCAUGGCUGUUCUACCAGAAUCCUUUGACGACGUAUCAUGGUUCGGUCGUGGUCCAGGCGAGAGCUACAAAGACUCCAAACAAGCAGGUCGCAUUGGAGAAUACAGUUCUAACGUGCCGGAUCUGUUUACACACUACGAUUACCCACAAGAGAAUGGUAACCGAGAAGAUCUGCGUUGGCUCAAGAUCGGCAACAAGGACGCCGCGCUUGAUGCAAGGCGGGCAAAGGGCGAGACAUUCACUUUUACGGCCAGAAGAUACAUGCCUUUUGAUUUGGAUGACGCCAAGCACCCUCAUGACUUGAAGCCCUUGAACAUGACAGUCUUGCAUCUGGAUUAUGAUAGCAAUGGACUGGGCAGUGCGACUGUUGCUGUGAGGCCGUUUGAGCAGCAUAGGUGUUACAUGAAGGCUUUUGACUUUACAUUUGACUUUAGCAUUGUUUAG